Molecule: messenger RNA, 3507 nt
Organism: Cyprinus carpio (common carp)
Lineage: Eukaryota; Metazoa; Chordata; Actinopteri; Cypriniformes; Cyprinidae
Product: ELMO domain-containing protein 3-like
Source: RefSeq, a predicted model, not a curated record
UGCAGCCGGAUUCGCGGUUGCUUAAGUAAAACACGUUAAAUGAAUGCCGUCGUGUCUCUAUGAAGUGUUUAAUGCAUGUUUUGUGAAGGUGUUUGACAGUUCACUGGAUGCUGUCAUAAUACAUUCACGCUGUGCCGCAUCUGGAGCUGAGGCAUCAUAUCUGAGGUCGCUGAUGUCCAGUUCAGCGUUAAUCAUCGAUUAAUGCUUUGGCUUUCGAGUUGUCUGUCUUUGAUGUUUAUUAUUAUAUUUAGUUUUUGUGAGUCAGGAUGUAGGUGACGUCACCGCACAGCCUUUCUCUGCUUUAUGAAUGCAUUAGAUUCAGUUAUCCGUCGUAUGAAGCCUCGCUGCACAUUAAAGGCAUUGCAAAACGAAAGGGAGCGUUUGAUAUUUCAUCUGUGGUUAUUGAUGAUCGUAUUGCUGGGCUCCAUUUAUUUUGAUUUCAGAGGGAUGCGGUCUUGAUCAGAGAUUCGUUCAGACGUUGUCGGUGGAAGGCCACGGGGAGUUUCUGGAAAGACGCUUACUAUCCCUCCAAGCCAUCAGUAGACUCCCUUUUUAAUGGCAGACCCCUGUAAUAAGCCUCCGAUCCUCCUAGUCUGAAUUUCGUUCAACUUUCACUGAGAUAUCAUCAGAGAUUUCGUCUUCACAACAGAGCACUGACAGCUUCAUCGCUGCUGUACCCAAACUGUUUCUGAUUUCUGCUCCAUUUGCAACGCUCCAGUCUCACAUAAGUGGACUUAUAGCUGGCACAGGCCCCAUACAAUUAGCACUCGACAGACUUGAGGAAUCCAUCUCCAACAAGGCCAUCACGAUUCACAACUCGCUGCACGAUCCCACUUUAAACUAACCUCAGGUCUGUUACUGUUCAAAUUAUGCUUCUGCUCCUUGGCCCAACUCUGUUUCUACCAGCCCCUUUCUGAAUCCCCAGAAGCGGCGCGGUUAAACAAUGCACUACUGAAAGCUCUUCUCCUGUUUUAGUCUUAAUCCACGCUUGUAAGAACGGGAGCAGGUGCUUCUGAAAGCGUUAAAAGUGCUCUAGAACCAUGUGUGUCCAGUGGGCAUUGUUUACAUUUGGCCUAGUCCACAGGAUGGGUGGACAGUAGGGGACAGCGAGACCGUGGACUCAUGUCAUGGAAGGGGUUGUUGCAGUCGCAGUACAUACAGAGGGCUUGAAUGGUUAUCCACAAGAAUGUAAACAGACAGAGGAUCUAACCAGUGGGCACUCCAAAUGCACAACUAUCCUAAAUGGACUGACUCCAGGUAAUGGCAUCAAAGACAAUGGCAACUUGAAUGGCAACCCUUAUCUCAAAACUGUCCCAAUCUCAGCGCUGAAACAGAAUGGGCUCUUACAGUCUCUGGCAGCAGGAGGCAAUCAGACUAAAACAGAAGAGGUGAGCUUGGAGGUGGAGCGAGCACAAGAGGAGUGGGAUGCCCUGGAGAGCAUCCAACCAGUUUUUUCUGAGGAUCUCACUCCAUCACCGCUGAUCUCUUUCAAUGAGGCUCUGCAGCAUUUUCAGACCUCUGAUCUUGGAGACUUGCUUAAGAACAUUCAGCCCACCAUUCGCAGGACUGGAUUUGCCGCCAUCACCCAUUUCCUGUUCGGUCCUCCACGGCUACACAAAGACCUUGUAGAGGAGAGAGACUUAGUGUUUGCCAUCGCACAGUGUUCUCUGGAUAAUGGCCAGUCAGUCCACAUGCGUGUACUCCAAACCAUCUACAGGAAAUUGACCUGCACUCGAGCUGACUGCCCUCGCUAUGGACCACACUGGGAGAACGUGGGCUUUCAAGGUGCAGACCCUGCAACAGAUCUGAGGGGAACUGGUUUUCUGGGCCUGAUGCACACACUCUACUUCGUCAUGGACCCAGAGAUUCUACCACUUGCUAGAGAAAUCUACAAACUCUCUCAGCAUUCAGUCCAGAAUUUUCCCUUCUGUGUGAUGUCAAUCAACAUGACCCGGAUUGCCCUGCAUGCUCUCAGGGAGGAAGUGCUGUCCAAGGAGUGUAACCGAAGGCAACAGGUCGUGGCAGUGCUGAAUGAUUUUUAUGUUGCAACGUUCCUGUACCUCUAUCAGCUGUGGAAGAGCCAGCAGAAAACCAUCUCUGACUCUGGCCAUGUACUCAAAGAAGUUGAGCUCUUUGCUAAGAAGAACCCCAAGCAGAUUCUCAAACGUCUUGAAGGUUACCUGAAGGAGAGACGUGCUGGGACAGGACACCGAACAUCACCUGACACACUAUCGCAUAGCAACCCUUCACCUGGUGACACUGCGUCUCGAGCAGGGAGUCAGGGCGGGAAGGAGGACAAAGAGAUGAACUUCACUGGAGUGUGUGAGCUGCCACCUGAGAUGGAGGGCGAGGCAAGACUCAUCUGAGAGACAGAGAGGGAUUCGAUUUGUACAGUCUCAACUAUCUCUUGUGCUCUAAGUUUGUUGUUCAAUCUGUUUCUUUGUUUCCUUUCUGUCCUUUCAUGCUUAAGUACACUCAGAGACAAGUCUAUGUUGUAACUGUAGUUGCUAAAAAAUAUAAAACUAUUUGCUGCCUUUUUUCUGUUAGAGUACCUAUUGGCUCUUCUAUGAAAAAGACUAAAUUUAGUUGCCAAGUUGAAAAGGAGAAUCUCAGAAAUAACUGCCUCAGUGGCAGCAAGUUGUUUCGAACUUGUCAGGAAGAAAGAGACACAGUUUACAGGCCUCAAGGGUGUGCAGUUGCAGAGGAGAUGGCUGCAGAAGCCAGCCAGCACCUUACCCACUAAUGUGGUAUUGAGUGAGAGUGACUUUCUGUGUGUGAUGAACUGACUGUUUAGGCAUGCAUUUGAUGGAGACUAGUCUAGUGAAAGCCUUGUUGAUCCUCAUGGUCAUUCGAACAUGGUCACUGUGACGGAGUCAAUGUUCAAGAAAGUUGGGGUUUAUAUUGAUGUUGGCUCUUUGCUCUUCACUGUUGAUAAAAAUGGAAUGAGGUAUCAAAACAUUGGAUGGAAAUAGCCUCAAUAGGCCAAAGUUUUUUUUGUCCCUUUUAGAGAGAUUAAUGUCACAAUAUGAUUCAGAGAUUGUCUGGCAUGUUUCUGUUGGCAGGAGCUCUUCAACAAGAGCCUGAGGUUGAUGAGUCAGGGCAUCUUUUUGAUGGGAAAGUGCAUUUUAGUGACCAGUAGACCAAAAUGUAUUGAUGUUUGAGUAUCUGUUUUGCAGUUCAGUUACAAGUCUAACGUUGACACUUGCGGACUCUUUGCUAUUAACUGAAUUAUCAGCUAAAUUUAUUUCACUAUUUGAGCUUUGAGCUUAAAUUAGGGCAGUAAUAAAAGUUAAAUGUUAUAUUUGGAGGUGUAGUUAUGCUUGUCUGCAUGAAGCAAAUCCUACAUGUUUCCUUUAAUGAUACCAAGUAGAUUCCAGUUUUAAGUAGUCAUAACAUGACUAUGAACAUGUUGACAUGUUGUGGACGAGAGUGAGGAUGAUCCCGUGAUUGAAAAUUUUGCUGGUUCAUUUCUGGGGGCCAGUUGCAUUAACUUAGCCUCUGUGUUAA